This is a messenger RNA of Erythranthe guttata (spotted monkey flower), 1303 nucleotides long. RefSeq names its product nifU-like protein 4, mitochondrial. Gene Ontology annotation, biological process: iron-sulfur cluster assembly. Gene Ontology annotation, cellular component: mitochondrion. Gene Ontology annotation, molecular function: iron-sulfur cluster binding; iron ion binding. NCBI's taxonomy places the organism in Eukaryota, Viridiplantae, Streptophyta, Magnoliopsida, Lamiales, Phrymaceae. The record is from RefSeq and is a predicted model, not a curated record.
UUUACAGUGACCGCCGGUGGUAUUUAUCCAGUUUGGCUAUUCACCGCUAUACAAAACCACCUCCGCCGUGAAAAAUCUGGCGAAGGAGAGAGCAAAAAGGGGGAUUGAUCAGCGAUGAGAGGUUUCGGAAGAUUGGUGCGCCGAGCUGUUCUACAGAGCAGUAACUCCGGCGAAUCACUACCAAAACCCUUCAAUUCACACAACUCCGCUAGGGGUAUAUACGUAUCUCGUCGGCUUCUCUUCUCUUAUUCAUCUCCGUCCGGUGGCUGUUCAGAUUCAACCUCGUUGAAGAAUUCUCUACGCUUAUCUCAAUGGAAUCAUAUGAAAGGGCAGAGAAGGAGCAUGUUUAUCCAAACACAGUCAACUCCUAAUCCUGCUUCUCUCAUGUUCUACCCUGGAAAACCAGUCUUGGAAACCGGUACUGCGGACUUUCCUAACGCACGUUCUGCUAUGAGUUCGCCGCUUGCAAAGACUCUGUUCGGAAUUGAUGGAGCUACCAGGGUGUUCUUCGGGUCAGAUUUCAUAACCGUGACAAAAUCGGAAGAAACCUCAUGGGAUUUUCUGAAACCUCAAAUAUUCGCAGCGAUCAUGGAUUUCUAUUCGUCUGGGCAGCCAUUGAUAAUGGAUUCCGAAACUGCAGCUUCGAUGGACACAGCUAUCCAUGAAGACGAUUCGGAAACUGUAGCCAUGAUCAAAGAACUUUUGGAGACUCGUAUUCGUCCAGCUGUACAAGAUGACGGUGGUGAUAUUGAGUACGUGGGGUUCGAUAUAGAGACGGGUAUAGUUAAACUAAGAAUGCAAGGGGCAUGCAGCGGUUGCCCUAGCUCGUCGGUCACUCUGAAAUCUGGGAUUGAGAAUAUGCUAAUGCAUUAUGUGACAGAGGUCAAAGGUGUUGAACAAGAAUUUGAUGCUGAAGAUGAAGAUCCAGCACUAAGUGGAGCAACACAUGAAUAAUUAGCACCCAAGUUUUGAAGGAUCUCUGCAGGUUAAACUAACUACAUUUCCACUUAAUCCUGCGAUUUUUUUUUAAGUUGUUUUUAUUUUUUGAAGCUGCAGUAUAAUAAUUUAAAUGAUUAUAUAGUUAUUUAUUUAUUUAUUUAUUUUCUUGUUUUAACUUUCAGAUUGCUGCUCAAACAUUUGCAGGACCCUUAAUUUAUGUACUUCCUCAAUUUUCUCUUUGGUUACUUUUUUUUUUUUUUUUUUUUUUUUUUUUCCGAUUUUGCAUACUAUUAAUUGUGUUGAUAAACAUGCAAGUCGUUAUCGUAUUUUUACUUUUAUUUAAAAAUUAGUGCUCAAUUGUGGG